Canariomyces notabilis is the source of this 1068-nucleotide messenger RNA. Its product is annotated as 3(2),5-bisphosphate nucleotidase HAL2. The transcript has a single exon. Lineage: Eukaryota; Fungi; Ascomycota; Sordariomycetes; Sordariales; Chaetomiaceae. The record is from RefSeq and is a predicted model, not a curated record. Bases 1 to 1068 code for a protein of 355 amino acids. Gene Ontology annotation, biological process: sulfate assimilation; phosphatidylinositol phosphate biosynthetic process. Gene Ontology annotation, molecular function: 3'(2'),5'-bisphosphate nucleotidase activity.
AUGGCUUCCAACUACUUAAAAGAGCUCGAGGUGGCUCUGCUGGCCGUGCAGCGUGCGGUCCGGCUCACCAAGCGGGUCUUCCACGAAAAGGCCAAGGGGACCGUCUCCAAAGACGACAAGUCCCCCGUCACCAUCGGCGACUUUGGCGCCCAGGCCCUCAUCAUCAGCGCUCUCAAGGCCAACUUUCCACAUGACGAGAUUGUCGCCGAGGAGGAGCCUGCGCAGCUGCGCGAGGACGCUGCCUUGCGGGACCAGAUCUGGGAGCUGGUCAGGAACACCAAGCUCGACGACGCCGCCGCCGAGGGCCUGCUUGGCGGCAGCAUUCCGGAUGUGGACGCCAUGCUGGACCUGAUUGACAAGGGCAACAGCAAGGGCGGGCCGCGCGGCAGGAUAUGGACCAUCGACCCCAUCGACGGCACCAAGGGGUUCCUGCGGGGCGGACAGUACGCCGUGUGCCUGGCCUUGCUGGAGGACGGGCAGGUCAAAGUGGGCGUGCUUGGGUGCCCGAACCUGCCGGUCGACGAUUCGGCGCCGUUGACGGCCGACAUUGGCGCCAACCAGAGCGACGACGAGGGCCGCGGCGUCCUGUUCUCCGCCGUGGAGGGCCAGGGCGCCAUGAGCAGACCGCUCGGCACGGGAGGUCUGUCGGAGGGCAAGACCAUCUCGAUGAAGCCCAUCACCAACAUGUCCGAUGCAAGCUUCUGCGAGAGUGUGGAGGCGGGCCACUCUAACCAGUCCGAGUCCGCGCAGAUUGCGCAGAAGCUGGGCAUCACCAACCCCAGCGUGCGGAUGGACUCGCAGGCCAAGUAUGGCUCCAUCGCCCGGGGAGCUGGCGAUAUUUAUCUGCGUCUCCCGACUUCCAAGACUUACCAGGAGAAGAUUUGGGACCAUGCUGCAGGAGACUUGAUUGUUCGGGAAGCCGGAGGCCAGGUUACUGAUACCAAGGGGGCCCGCCUCGACUUUAGCGUUGGGAGGACGUUGGCGAGCAACAGCGGUGUGGUUGCAGCGCCAGCGGUGGUCCAUGGGCAAGUUCUUGACGUCGUUCAACAGGUUUUGGGUCUGAAAUAG